This is a messenger RNA of Actinia tenebrosa (Australian red waratah sea anemone), 2977 nucleotides long. Its product is annotated as T-box transcription factor TBX10. Gene Ontology annotation, cellular component: chromatin; nucleus. Gene Ontology annotation, biological process: cell fate specification; positive regulation of DNA-templated transcription; regulation of transcription by RNA polymerase II. Lineage: Eukaryota; Metazoa; Cnidaria; Anthozoa; Actiniaria; Actiniidae. The record is from RefSeq and is a predicted model, not a curated record. Gene Ontology annotation, molecular function: RNA polymerase II cis-regulatory region sequence-specific DNA binding; DNA-binding transcription factor activity, RNA polymerase II-specific.
GUUGCUCAUUCUCAAGCAUCUUCACUUUAAUUCUGAGUCACCUCGGUUGAACGAGCUGAUUUUGGGACAAACGAUGAGGGUCCAAAAAAACGACGAAUUAUCCGGUCUACACACUACGAUAUAAUAUACUUUCUCUCAUCAAAUACUAAGUUGAGAGUUUAUCUAUCUCCUUGAAUUUCAUUUUUAAGAGCUUCAAGAACUUCACAGUUAUUAUAUUGGCUUCAGUGAAACUCAUGAAGCAGAGAGGACAAGGACAAAGACUAAAUUGUCAGUUAAUGAAUCUCUCGUUGCGAUGCCAUUAUAUUCACGUCAUCUGUACAACCAUCCAAUAGAUAUAGUGAUUUAUCUCGAAGCACUUUUUGACAAUUUUUGGACUUUAUCUCUUCAUUUCAUUCGUCCCGUACGAUGAUAUCAAGGUUUCUUAUCAACAACAAGUUUUCGAGCGACGUAUACUCUAGUCAGGCGUCAAGGCUAUCUGUUUUAUUUAAAGUUGAUGUAUCAGUGCGCGUUGCGCCCACUGAAGAUUCCUCAGCUCGUUCCAACAGCUGCUAGAAGCAGAUACGCAACGUUUCAGAAAUGGGCUCACAUACCUUAGAGUUUCAUCAGCAUUAUGAUCUAGGUAUUUGUGAUACUAUCUUAUGAAAAGGUUUGAAGAGCGAGCACUUUGGUUUUGAGGCGUGUCUGAUCAUUUCCCCGAUUAAAAAAACAACAUUCACUAAAAAGUACGGUGUCUCUAACACUGGGAGUAAGUUCUCUAGAUUCUCUUUUUAUUCAGUGUGGUGAAUCAGAUUGUACUGCGCUAAUCCAAGAAUCAUAUCACAUGGAUAUCACCUCUUGGGUCGCUAUAGACAAGUUGAAGUGGGCUCAUUGAGACGGAAAGUGCUUUUCCCAAACUCUAGUAAGCUAAGAUCUUCACUGAACUUCCUUUAAGAUAUUUCCCCACGUACCUACUACGUGCUACACUUCUCUCUACCUUCCUGUCAUUCGGGCACGUAGCACACAGGUGCCUAGACGUGGGACUUUGAUGAUCGAUAGACAAUCGCGUGCGUGGAUUCACUAGCUACGACAAGUUUACAGAAACCAUGAGGCAGAGUGCUGGACCAUACGCCACUACUUGGAGCUCACAACAGUUUCAUCAAGAAAUGGAAGAGCGACUUCUCAAUGCUGGUACUGGCAAACGUCUUCCCUCAAGGUCGGACUCACUGUCCGAAUCCGAUGAAGACAACGAGGCCUCUUCUCCUUGUUAUAUUUCGAGUUUAUCCUCCAGCAGACGCCAACAAACUCGUUCUCCAUGUGCCGAGAACUCGUCGUCUUCUAGAGGUUCAUCAAGAAGCCUUGCUCACGCGCGUGUGGAGCUUGAAAUGAAAACUUUGUGGGACGAAUUUCAUGCUCUUGGAACAGAGAUGAUCGUCACUAAAGCAGGAAGACGUAUGUUCCCAACAUUUCAAGUUCGUCUGUCAGGCCUGGACCCGACUGCUCGAUACAUCCUGAUGAUGGACUUUGUUCCCGUUGAUGACAAACGUUACCGGUACGCCUUCCACAGCUCCAAGUGGUUAGUGGCGGGAAAAGCUGAUCCCAGUGUACCUGGACGCGUGCACAUUCACCCUGAUUCAYCGUGUACUGGCGCCCAGUGGAUGAAACAGAUCGUGUCUUUUGAUAAACUCAAACUGACCAAUAACCUGAUGGACGAUAAUGGUCACAUAAUUCUCAAUUCAAUGCAUAACUAUCAGUCUCGUUUUCACGUCAUUCUCGAAGACCCGGAUAAGACUAAUUCAGCACACAUGCAUGAAGUAGCCAAGGAUCGUAUACGAACGUUCGUUUUCCCAGAAACACAGUUCAUGGCCGUGACUGCCUACCAGAACCAUAUGAUCACUCAACUAAAGAUCGCUAGCAACCCGUUCGCUAAGGGAUUCCGCGACUGUGAUCCCGAAGAUUGUGUAAUAGAAGUAAUGAAACAGUUGGAUCAGAAUGGACCAGGUAAUAAUAGUAUGAUGCCAAGACCACGACAUAACAGAGAAAUGAUCGACUCUCGUCAUGAGAGAUCUACGACUCCAUCCUCAAGCAUAUCUUCUCAUCCCCCUUCCAUGGCGCAUGCGCAGUACACCAUGGCAUUACCAGACAGCUACCCAGGGUCUUAUCAUGAGAGUCGGGCGGCAGCGUUAGGUCAACUAAGUCAUGGUAUCCCACAUGUGGGUUCUCCACCACCUCCCUGCAGUUAUCCAUCAAUGAUGGCACCAAUGGUGACGCCUGUAGGGCUGCGAUCACCCAUAUCACCAAACUCACCAACAAGCCCGUCAUAUGGUCAGCGGACUUACCACGAUGCACUGCGCAUGCACCGAAUGGUACCUUAUCCGCACYCGGGCAUGAGAUCGAGGUCGUCAAUUUCUUCAAUGUCGAGCGAUGAACAAGGGUCCGAAUAAAUGCGCUGUGGCACGCCAGAGAUAUGAUGGAAAUUCAUUCCUGCCGCACGUGUUGUCAUACAAAUAUUCAUUCGGUUCACUUUUGAAUUUGCUUCAUUCGUUUUUAUGAGAGAAAACAGUAAAUCUGCAUGACGGGGAAUGUCAAUCUACAAAGACGAACGACACAAGAACAAAUUCGGUACCGGUGAUCUUUCUGAACAUAAAUGCUUGGUCUGUGCGCAUGUCCGAAAAUAGGCGCAGGUUUUCGGAAGAAAUGCACGCAUGGGCACUGGAAAACUAUCAGUGUUCAUGCGUAUUGGAAAGAAUGAAAGGUAUUGAUGGAAGUACGCAUGCGUAUAAGGAUCAUUGUACGGUACAAGCGCGCAUGCGUAAUAAAAGGAAGCAAAGAAAUCAACUUUAACAGGUGUGGAAUGUUGAGGUUUGCGCAGAUAAAAUUCAAGCUCUUUUAUAAUUCAAACAGAAGUCAGAAAACUGUGACAGAGUCUUCAUAUCACAAUGUAAAAUACUGUAACGUUAUUUCUUGUUCAUGAGCAAUAAAAUAUCGAUGAAAAUUUCGA